UUUUUAUAUCACGAUAUUCCCCUUUUAGUCGCGAUGCCGGUCGCCCGGAGUUGGGUUUGUCGCAAAACCUACGUGACCCCGCGGCGCCCCUUCGAGAAAUCGCGCUUGGACCAGGAGCUCAAACUCAUCGGUAAAAUAAAAAAUAAUAAAAAAAAAUAUUAAAUUUUUUUUUUUUUGGCGAAUUUGGAAUUUUAAAAAUAUCGCGAUAUUUAUAUUUUAGGAGAGUAUGGGCUGAGGAACAAGCGCGAGGUGUGGAGAGUGAAGUUCACUUUGGCCAAAAUCCGCAAAGCRGCGCGGGAGCUGCUCACGCUCGACGAGAAGGACCCGCGGGUGAGGAAGCAGGUGGUGAACAUUCCCUCGUUCAUCGUGCGUUUGGACUCCCAAAAACACAUCGACUUCUCCCUUCGAUCCCCCUACGGCGGCGGCCGCCCCGGGAGGGUGAAGAGAAAAAACGCCAAGAAGGGGCAGGGGGGCUCCGGGGGCGGCGAGGACGAGGAGGAGGAUUGAGCACAAAAAAUAUAAAAAUUGGUGUUUUACCAAAUUUGGUGAGUUUUGG
Malurus melanocephalus (red-backed fairy wren) is the source of this 556-nucleotide messenger RNA. RefSeq names its product ribosomal protein S9 (gene RPS9). Lineage: Eukaryota; Metazoa; Chordata; Aves; Passeriformes; Maluridae. Gene Ontology annotation, molecular function: rRNA binding; structural constituent of ribosome. Gene Ontology annotation, biological process: positive regulation of translational fidelity. The transcript is spliced from 2 exons. The record is from RefSeq and is a predicted model, not a curated record. Gene Ontology annotation, cellular component: cytosolic small ribosomal subunit.